AUGGCCGACGACAAAUUUCACUGUCGCAUGUAUGAAAAUGAGUUCCCCAAGGUAGACGAUGUUGUCAUGGUGAACGUUCGUCAAAUUGCAGACAUGGGUGCUUAUGUUAAACUCCUUGAAUAUGGAGAGAGAGAAGGCAUGAUUUUACUUUCUGAAUUAUCAAGAAGACGUAUUCGUUCCGUUCAAAAGUUGAUUCGUGUUGGUAGAGAAGAAGUAGUAGUUGUUCUUCGUGUUGACGAAGAGAAAGGUUAUAUUGACUUGUCCAAGCGCCGUGUUACUCCCGAGGAUAUUGUUAAAUGUGAAGAGAAAUACAAAAAGUCAAAGCAAGUUCAUUCUAUCUUACGUCACGUUGCUCAGAAACACGAUACUGCUCUUCAAACCCUGUACGAAAACAUUGGUUGGCCAUUAUAUAAAAAGUAUGGUCAUGCCUAUGAUGCCUUCAAGGUGGCUAUUCAUAACCCUGAGGCCGUUUUUGGUGGCAUGAACGUAUCUGAAGAUAUCCUCAAAGAAUUGUUGAGCAUCAUCAAACAUAAAAUGACACCUCAACCCGUCAAGAUCCGUGCUCAAUUGGAUAUUAGAUGUACAGGUAUUGAUGGUGUUAAUGCCAUCAAGGAAGCUCUUAAGGCAGGUGAAAAGGUUGGAAGUGAAGAAGUGCCUGUCAAGAUUACAUAUUUAGCUGCACCAUUUUAUGUUGUCACUGUAGAUUCUUUAGACAAAGAACUCGGAUUUAAAACAAUUGAAAAUGCAAUCGAAGAGAUAAAGACAACCUUAGAGAAAUAUAGUUGGACUCGAUUUAAGGUCGAAAAGGAAGCCAAGCUGGUAUCUGAGACAGAUGAUCGUGAUUUUGCAGCUUUAUUAGCUCAAGCAGAAAAAGAAAAUGAACUUGUUAGUGGUGAUGAAGAUGAAGGAGAUGCUGUUGCCGCUAGUGAUGAUGACAUGUAA
This is a messenger RNA of Rhizopus microsporus ATCC 52813, 942 nucleotides long. RefSeq names its product translation initiation factor eIF2 subunit alpha. The coding region runs from base 1 to 942 and encodes 313 amino acids. The record is from RefSeq and is a predicted model, not a curated record. Gene Ontology annotation, molecular function: translation initiation factor activity; RNA binding; ribosome binding. Lineage: Eukaryota; Fungi; Mucoromycota; Mucoromycetes; Mucorales; Rhizopodaceae. The transcript is spliced from 5 exons. Gene Ontology annotation, cellular component: eukaryotic translation initiation factor 2B complex; multi-eIF complex; eukaryotic translation initiation factor 2 complex.